This is a messenger RNA of Saccharomyces mikatae IFO 1815, 3699 nucleotides long. It is a transcript of the gene NST1, whose product is annotated as Nst1p. Bases 1 to 3699 code for a protein of 1232 amino acids. The transcript has a single exon. NCBI's taxonomy places the organism in Eukaryota, Fungi, Ascomycota, Saccharomycetes, Saccharomycetales, Saccharomycetaceae. The record is from RefSeq and is a predicted model, not a curated record.
AUGCCUCCAAAUUCUAAGAGUAAGAGAAGAAAGAACAAGUCUAAACAACAUAACAAGAAGAAUGGAAACCUGUAUCCUGAACAUCAUAUAAAUCCGACACACUUAGUACCUCGAAUGGAACCAGAGCUGUAUCACACGGAAUCAGAUUACCCAACCUCAAGAGUUAUAAAAAGAGCACCCAAUGGCGACGUCAUCGUAGAGCCAAUAAAUACGCAUGAUGAAAAGAAAGAACUUACGACAAACUUGAGUGAUAACAAAGAUGAUAUGGACUCAGCUUCCUCCUUAGCCUUUACUCUAGACUCUCACUGGGAAUCACUGUCACCGGAAGAGAAGAAAACUAUUUUACGAAUUGAAAAGGAAGAAGUGUUUAAUGUUAUAAGAAAUUAUCAAGACGACCAUAGCUGCAGUUGUUCCGUUUGUGGGCGCCGUCAUCUAGCGAUGGAUCAAGAAAUGGAACGUAUAUAUAAUACUCUUUACGCCAUGGAUAAGGAUAAAGACCCUGAAACCAAUCCUGUGAAGUUUCACUUAGGCAUAAUAAAGGAGCUACAAAUUUCCAAAAAUCAACAACAGAGUGACUUACAUUCCACAAAGGACGGCUCUGCGAAAAACUUUCUCACGUCAAGCACAGUUGGUUCUCUGAAAGAAGAAGUGCUGCACUUUAAACAAAAGCAACUGUCAAAACAAGAACCAAUAAAUAAUGAAGUAGCUGAUAACACUUCCCUACUUGAAGAGAAUUUGAACAAUAUACGCAUCAACGAAGCUCCGAAUACUAUUUCUACAAGUUUUGAUCCUGUGAACGAUGAAGAAUUAAAGCAGAAAUACUCCAACUUCACAAAAACGUUCAUCUCAUCACAUCCCAAAAUAGCGCAGGAGUACGUGCAAAAAAUGAUGAUGUAUCCAAAUAUUAGAGCAUUGACAGAUGAUUUGAUGAAAAAUAACGGACAAGGCUUUCUCAGCGCAAUUGAAGACUUUGUAAAGGAUGAUCAGAUACCAACAUCAAGAAAACAUGAUAAUACGGCUGAGGAUAAAUCAUCCUACGCCGAUUUAACUGAUCCGAAAGAAUUUACGACAAUGCUACACAGUGGAAAACCAUUAACAGAUGACGAAUAUGCUGACCUUCAGCGCAAUAUUGCCGAAAGGAUGACAAAUGCAUAUGACACUACAAGCAAGCAAUUUAAAGAUGUAUCACAAUUGGAGAAGGAACUUUUUACACGAUUUAUGUCAGGAAAGGACAAAAAAUCCUUCAGAGAAUUAAUAGUUCAAUCUUUCAGGAGUAAAUUCGAUGGAGAACUAGGACCAUCUGUCCUAGCAGCCACUUUAAGUUCAUGCUUUUCAUCUCAGUCAAAAGAUAAUUCACUGGAUACCGACUCCAUAUACGAAGAAGAAGAAGAUUAUGAUUAUUCAGAAUAUGCUGAAGAUAGUGAAGAGCUUUCUGAGUCCGAAGAAAUAGAGGAAGAUAAAAAUAAUCCCCAACAUCACGAAAAAAAUAACUCAUUGCUUUUGAGUCAUAAUCACGAAUGUAAACGACAGGACUAUUCUCAUAACCACUACCAUAGUGCUAGUACACACAGCGAGGAUGAAUUGAGUGAGGAAGAGUAUCUCUCCGAUAUCGGCUUAGCUCAUGAUUCUCAUGACCAUUAUCAUCACGACGGUGAAAUCCUGGAUGAAGACGAAGACGACUUGGAGGAAGGGGAUGAAAAUGAAGGUGACGAAGAAGAUACAUAUGACAGCGGUCUUGAUGAAACCGAUCGUUUAGAAGAAGGUCGAAAGCUGAUCCAAAUAGCCAUUACUAAGUUACUUCAAAGCAGAAUAAUGGCUUCAUACCAUGAAAAACAAGCAGAUAACAAUAGACUGAAGCUCCUGCAAGAACUGGAGGAAGAAAAACGAAAGAAGAGGGAAAAGGAAGAAAAGAAGCAGAAAAAAAAGGAAAAAGAGAAAGAAAAGAAGAGAUUACAGCAGUUAGCAAAAGAGGAAGAAAAACGGAAAAAAGAAGAAGAAAAAGAGAGGCUAAGAAAAGAAUUGGAGGAGCGUGAAAUGAAAAGACGAGAGGCUCAAAGGAAGAAAGUUGAAGAAGCCAAACGGAAGAAAGACGAGGAAAGAAAACGUAGGCUGGAAGAGCAGCAGCGGAGAGAGGAAAUACAAGAAAAACAGCGCAAACAGAAAGAGGAACAGAAACGCAAGAGGGAAGAGGAAAAAAAACGUAUUAGAGAGCAAAAACGGCUAGAACAAGAAAAACUGCAAAAAGAAAAGGAAGAGGAGGAAAAGCAAAAAUUAAUCGCUGAGAAUGCCCUAAGAGAGCAAAGGUUAUGUGAAGAACAACUAUCUGCAAAAGUUCUUUCAACAAAACUUUUUACUGAGAAUGGAGUUUCAAAUACCACUACGUCCCAAGCAAAUCCUACUAUGACUAGAUACCAGGAAGACGGUAACCGCAGUAUCAAUGAUGAAAUACUCAAAAUGGUUAGUAGCGUAGCGGCAUCUAAACCAGUAUCCCCAACAGCUUUUAACAUCCACGAUCUACUUCUUCCUUCGAAUGACACGCAGAUGAACUCCAUAGAACAAUCACAAUUAUCUCGGUCAGGUAACAAAAACAGACACUUUGGGGGUGCCGCCAUACCGAAUUCUUUAGAUUUGUCGACAAAAUCUUCAUCACAAACUGAAAAUAACUAUUUGAUGAACUCGCAGACUUCAGAGAAUACUAAUCCAUUAAUUUCUAACGGCUCGUCAUCGACCAAACUACUGCAAAAUGACUUUGGAUUAUCGUCUUGGGGCGGCUUAACAGACGCAUUGUCCACAAACCCCACAUGUGAACCGCCCAUUAUUCAGACAACAGAAAUGAGAUCACAAGCCCAACAGCCUAGUUCUCAACCAAGUAUACCAACCUUUGGACUACCUAAUGAUGGAGCCCAUCGUAAGUCAUUCACCGAGGAGUUAGAUACUUUAACCAGCAUGCUGUCUUCUGCGGGGUUUGCGGAUACAUCACUCUCAUCAUCAGGAUUUCCCCAAUCACAACGUUCUGUAUGGAAUGAUCAAAAGAGUUCAUUUUCGGGGCCAACAACAGCGGGAAACUUCAACCAUGGCAGCAUACAAAGUACAAUGUUGUUACCACCUACGAUGACAAACGUUGAAUCGUUUCCACACCGAACUUCUAUUUGGGAUAACAGCACCACUUCCAUGAUAAGCAAAUCUGACCUGGCUGGUCGCAAUAUAACAAGUGCUACGCAAGAUAGCCCCGUGUUUAUGACAUCAAACAUCUGGUCUAGCAAUAAUCAUUAUGGUUCACCGUAUUUAGCUAGUAAUGCUCUGCAACCCUCCGGAGUUCCAAGCGGUAUGGAUGAGAGCCACAUUUUGGAUAGUAUCUACAAUGUUUACUUGACUAUCUCUCCCCAAGAUAGCCUAAACCAGUAUGUUGCUGUUGGAACACUAUUUCAAAACUUACUAGGGUUUAACCUGGAUUACCCAACGUUCAUCAACAAACUGAUAAGCAUGCAAGCUGCCUAUAACGGUGAAUUUUUUACUGAUACCAAUGGAACUAUUACCCACGUGCGAUUUGUUAGGCAAGGUCCCACAGGCCAUUCUAAAAGGCUGCUUAGCCAACUUUUCAAUGACAUAGACGAUCAAACCACUACUACGCCUUUCACAUCAAGACCUCAUACUUCCGCCACUUUUCCAAUUGCUUCUUCAACUACGCAAACGAAUUAA